Siniperca chuatsi (mandarin fish) is the source of this 4188-nucleotide messenger RNA. It is a transcript of the gene casp7, whose product is annotated as caspase 7, apoptosis-related cysteine peptidase. The coding region runs from base 839 to 1756 and encodes 305 amino acids. Gene Ontology annotation, biological process: proteolysis; apoptotic process. The record is from RefSeq and is a predicted model, not a curated record. Gene Ontology annotation, cellular component: cytoplasm. The transcript has 6 exons. Lineage: Eukaryota; Metazoa; Chordata; Actinopteri; Centrarchiformes; Sinipercidae.
UGAUUCUGAAAACAGUGUCCAGAUGACUACGACUGAAACCUUUUCUACGAUAAAACAUGACAUAGUUUAUUAAGAUAUUAGCAUGCAUUUAAUGUUUAAAUGCCAUAUGCCUAAUAUGCUGAAUGAUAUGUGUAUUGCAUAGCCACUUAGUAAUGGCUACUUGAUAGCGAACAUGACCACCAAAUUAAGUAUUACGUAAAACUGAUACCACCUUAUCUACAGUACUUUGUGUCUUUUUUAUUGGAAGAAGGCAUGACCAAACAACAGAUCAACUUGUCAUCUGUAAAGGAAUUGUGUAUAAAGAUUCUAAUGAUAAUUGCCUGUAUUUCCUGAACCGUUUGGAUUUUGGCUAAAUCUGGCUUUAAACCAAGACAGAAAUGAUUAAUAACCAAGAUUUCUCUUUAGUUAUUUGUCGUGUGUUAAGGUAUUUAUCAAAGCAACGAUUUUUUUAGUAAUGAAUGGUUUUUAGUUUUACCCCUUCUUGUGCAUCCAAAGUUGAGGUGAUUAGGCACUCACAGUAUGUCAGUACAGGUGGAUUCUGUGCUUGUCAGCAGAGGAGCAACUUGUUGCCCUGUCUGACCUCAGCAGGGAGCGAGGCGCAGGGGCCAUGUGUGAAUAGGCCUUUAGAAAACACUGGUGUGGUGGCGAGGCUGCUGACUCAGGGGGCUCACAGUGCGCCGCCCCUGUCCUCAGCACCUGCUGGCCCAGUCAGGUCUCCAUCCAGUACAGAGAGCAUGUCAGUAUCCUAGCACACAGCCAAAAAUUAAGCUGCCAGGUCUGGAGGAGCAUACUCUUUUAGGGGAAAGAAAAGAAACAAGACAAAAUCAACGCAUUUCAGAUGCAGAGUGGCGUAGCGCUUAAUGACGAACCCAGUAAGAAGAAUAAGGAUGGCCAGACGCGAGAGCAGGACUACUCUUCUGAAAGCCAUUACAGAAUUGUUUCACCAACAUUCCAGUAUAAGAUGAGCCACCAGCGAGUGGGCAAGUGUAUCAUCAUCAACAACAAAAACUUUGAUGAAAAGACAGGGAUGAAUGUACGCAAUGGCACAGACCGAGACGCAGGUGAGCUGUUCAAAUGCUUCAAGAGCCUGGGCUUCGAUGUCUUCAUCUACAAUGAUCAGACAUGUGAGAAGAUGGAGUGUCUUCUCAAAGAGGCCUCGGAGGAAGACCAUAGUGACAGCUCGUGUUUCGCCUGUAUCCUGCUAAGCCACGGUGAGGAGGGCAUGAUCUACGGAACAGACGGAGCCAUGCCCAUCAAGACCAUGACCUCAAUGUUCAGGGGGGACAUGUGCAAAAGCUUAGUCGGAAAGCCAAAGCUCUUCUUCAUCCAGGUCAUCGUUGAGAAAGCUACUCAGGAUCACAAUGAAAUGUCAUUUCAUUUACUUCACCAGGCUUGCCGGGGUUCCGAAUUUGAUGAUGGUAUACAGACAGAUUCAGGUCCGCCAAACGAUACCUUGGAGACAGAUGCUAAUCCAAGACAUAAGAUCCCUGUAGAGGCAGAUUUCCUGUUUGCCUACUCCACUGUGCCAGGGUAUUACUCAUGGAGAAAUCCUGGGCGUGGCUCUUGGUUUGUCCAGGCACUCUGCAACGUCCUCAACGAGUUUGGCAAGCAGCUGGAGAUAAUGCAGAUCCUGACACGGGUCAACUAUAUGGUGGCCACCAGCUUUGAGUCCUGGUCUGAAGACCCACGCUUCAGUGAGAAGAAGCAGAUUCCCUGCGUGGUCUCUAUGCUGACGAAAGAACUGUAUUUCAACUGACCGCCAGCCUAACUGACUGUACUGUACAACACCACAGACUGACUGACUGACUUGACCGACUGUUUCAGGUACCGACUAAGCGUUCAAAGCAUUCAGGGAUGAUUCAGGCCCAGCGGGACACUGCACAUUUGGAGCACAUAUGACAUUUUGCAUGUGUAGUUGGGCCCGAAAACAAGCACUCCGUGAGAAAAAAAAACAUUUACAGUGGCACUCCUCGUUCAUGUGUUGAUGGUGAAACUUCUUCCUCUUCUUCAGGUUAUUCUUUGGAAUAAUGGCGUCACAUUUGAUCUGAUCUUUUUUUGACAGGCAUUGUGAAAUAUCCAUGUUAUUCUUCCAGCCCGGAAAAUUUGCUGCCAGUUUUUGUGGGUUUGGGGAAUCUUAUCUGAAUAUGUUUCUCUCCAUUUUCCAGCAUUUGCAAUAGAUGUUGAAAGGAACUAUAUAGAGUGGACAGGAGUCUUCAGGCUAAACUUAGCUCUUCUAGUUCUGACAAACUGAAAGAAUUGACAUUUGGUGUUCUGGUCUAAUGCAGUCCAAUGCAUCAAUCUUGUCAUUUUGAUUUAUCUAAUAUGAUUUUGCACAAACAGCCUAAAUGAGGGCUCUUUUGAUGCACUAGUCUGUCUAUAGAAAUCCCCACUAGGAAACUGAAUAGAGUGAUUACAAACCCUUUGAUUGCCAUAGGAGAGAUGAGGGAGCUGCCUUGAUUACAAACCCUGUCCGAUGCAUUGUUAGAGGGGGAAAAAAGCAUCUGGAAAGUGGAUCAGAUCAUUUUCAGUUAUCUGUGUUUUAAUGUUUUCAGCUGUCAAUUGUCAAAAGAAAGAGACAAAAGAAAAAGACAACACUCCUCUGAGCAGAAACAUGUGACAGUGUUUUUUGCCAAAGGUUCAGUGUCUCAGCCUUCCUAGCAAGUUUCAGUUGGUAGCAGCAUGCUGGCAUCCUCAGGUUCUUUAAUGUCCCAUGAAGUGGGUAAAUGUAAUGUUGUCAUAAGAAUGUCAUAUACGUAUGGCUAGGAAGGUGUGCUCUUUUGCUGUGUAGUGAUUAGUUGUAUGGGAUUUUGGGUCAAGUGCGUAGUAUAUAGUCCACUCCCAUAAAAGCAAGGGUUAUUUGCAAUUUGCCAGUUUUCUCAAUGUGAUGUUGAAGACUUCACUUGCUUGUUGUUCAACCCAGAGUAAGUGAAGUUCAUGUAUUUGCACAUGAUCAAAAUUACGCACGUGUCUUAUUAGUCAAGGUCAAACAAAUCAGUUUAUGAAUUUCCCUUUCUUAAUCUUUAAAGUUAGACAUUCCUCUUGAAUAUCUUUAAUAGAUAAUAUGAUACAUGCUGUUGGAUUGUUACACCAGAAAGAGAACUUAAGAAUGUCAAAAACUGUGUCAUAAAUUUGGGAAAUAUUAUAGUGUAAAGCUGGACUAGGGCCCAAAGCACAAAUGCCACAUCAUAUCACUGUAUAUUAGUGUUGUCAUAACAUAAAUUACACUUUAAUAAGAUGUACCCAGCAAGGUCUUCCUAUUUAUAUUAAAAUUGAUCUUUGAUUUAGAAAGAUCUAAAAACCCAAAAUUGCUUUUCCAUAUAAUUUUUAAGCACUUAAUGCGCGUUUUGUGCAAGUUUUUUUUUUAAACAAUAUUGCACAAUUUAGUAAAUGAAUCAUUAUCAUUGAGUUAUAUGGUAAAAUCUAAAAUAUAUAUUUUGAAUAUAAUAGACAUUUGCUGAUGGUCAUUACAACUUACAUAAAGUUUGUUUCUGCAAAUACACUGUGUUAUUGUUAUUGUCUGUCAAUCACAGAGGCAGCUAUUACUGGUGGUGACAAGUCUGAACAUACACAAACCACAUGUCCACAAUACAUUCACUCAUUGUUGCUGCAAUGUUUUUACAUUAUUCACAUGAUUGCAUGUGUCAGUAACUUAGGGGAAAAGUUCAGCAUUAGGUUUAAUUUGUCAUUAUAUUUUCCUCUUUUUACUCCUUGUAUUUUUUUAUCAGUCGUUUUUUUAUUUUGAUAACACUUUUACAUAAUAUUUAUAGUUGCCAGAAGUGUGAUCAAUACUGGCUUAAGUUAGAGACAUGUCCCAUUUACACCCAGUGCACUUGUCCAAUAUAGCCACAACUCUUGAAUCCUCUCGACACAUGGAUCUCUGAUUAGUGAUGUGGUGCCCAACCUGUGCUGAAGGAGUGUUUGCUCCACUUGUUUUGGAUUGGAAUUGAAGGAGGGAAAAAUUUAUUUUUAAGGGUAAAAUUUUAAAUGCUUUCCAGUGUUAAAUGCUGUUGUCCUCAGAAAUAUAUUUGAAAAGAUUUGGAAAAAUGAAUGAAUGAAUUUCAUUGAAAGUAUAAUCUGGCCCAGUUUUUUAAUUUUAUUUGGGGCAAUACCUUGUUUAAAUAACUUCAAAACAGAGGAAUGCUUAUGUAAACAUUUUAUUGUAUUAAACAUGAAGAAUUUAUUGUGUAA